Carassius carassius (crucian carp) is the source of this 1777-nucleotide messenger RNA. It is a transcript of the gene tmem116, whose product is annotated as transmembrane protein 116. NCBI's taxonomy places the organism in Eukaryota, Metazoa, Chordata, Actinopteri, Cypriniformes, Cyprinidae. Gene Ontology annotation, molecular function: G protein-coupled receptor activity. The coding region runs from base 198 to 1286 and encodes 362 amino acids. The transcript has 11 exons. Gene Ontology annotation, cellular component: plasma membrane. The record is from RefSeq and is a predicted model, not a curated record. Gene Ontology annotation, biological process: adenylate cyclase-activating G protein-coupled receptor signaling pathway.
AGUUUAUUAUUUACAGUACUGGAAUUCGAAAGCGCAUUUUGUUACUCCAGUGUCUCCUGAAUAAGUCAUUUUUACUAUUUUGGAACGUUCUGGUAGCAAUUACAAAUUUAUCACAACUGUUAUUUGCUGUUGUUACAGUGGACGGAUUUCGAGAAGACUAUUAAUAUUAACUUUAUCAAUAUUGUUACAUUUUCAAUAUGGACGUUUUUGGCCAAAAUACGUCACACAUGAACACCACCACUCCGACUGAAAACUGGAUAUCUAUAUACUCUAUAGUUCGAUGGAUUCAAAUAACAAUGGCCGUCCUAAGCAUUAUAGGUGCUGGCUCUAUAAUCGUAUUUGCCUGUUUAAAAGGACUAGUAAGAAAACCAGAGGUGCUGCCAUUGUUCUUGUUAAGUGUAACAGACCUGCUGUUAGCAUUGAGUUGGAUGUGUGGAGGUCUUCUCUUCACUCAGUCCUGUAAAGCUUACAGAACCUGCUACAACCUCCACAUAGUGGAACAGACGCUUUACAUGGCCUCGUUCUUCUAUACUCUGCACUAUGUUUGGGUGCUCUACUACGGACUGAAGGGGAAGUACAAGAGACUCAACGGUUUCCCAGCCGAGAAUCCAGCAGACACAAGAAGCUGCAGAUAUCUUGGUCCUGUAGUGUCAUGUCUUUUGCCUUUAAUGCUCACAGCACCUGUGUUUGUAGCAGGAAAUGUGUUUCAGUGUUAUACAAACUUCACUCAGCCGUACAGAUGUUUGCUGAUGCAUACAGGGGCUGUGUAUCUCACAUCAUCUGUAAAUACAGAGAAGACAGCAUGUAGUGUCAUUCAAGAGUACUGCGUGGCCAUUUUCCUGAUUACCUUCUUCUUGACAUUCAUUGGCAUCACGAUUCUCAUGUGUAAAGCUCGCUCCCUGUACAAGCGUCUUGUCACGUCUCAAGGUUUCUUUGGUGACAAUCAUUGGGAAACCCUGCGUCUCCUGGAACGGCGAAUGCUGCUUUAUCCCUCAGCCUUCUUCUUCUGCUGGGGACCAGCAAUAUUUCUAGCUACUAUGAUGCUGGUGAAACCGGAUAUGAUAGAGGGAAGGAUGGGAGUCAUUCUCUACAUCCUACAGGCGUUCACUUCUGCUUCUCAGGGUCUGUUAAACUGCCUGGUUUAUGGCUGGACACAGCAGCACUUUCGCUCUCUCAGCAGCAGCAGCACCCUACGGGACACCGAUACCCAGACUCCCCUGCUGCGCUCCCAGAAACGAAACUACGCUGCUUUAAAAUCUGCUGCAUCACUCACCAAUUUUGUCUGACAGAGAGACAUGCAAGAAUCUCUGUAAUGCAUUGAGAAGAUUCGACUGAGGAAUUGAACACAUGACUUGAAUGUUGCGAGCAUCGUGCUCUACACAUUAAGCUACGGGAGCCAAAACAGCACACACUGCUGUGUCAGAAAAACUGAAGACUGAAACGAGCAAAAUAUCUGUGUGGUCUGUCAUGCAUGAAGACCAAUGAAAGCAAACACAGCAGAAGCCGUUUGUUUUGCUGCGGUAUUACCAACACCAGAUGGCAGAAAAGGAAGCCCUGCUAAAAAGGGAGCUGAACAUUUGUUCUUCUACCUUGGUUUUGUUUUGAGAUUUCAGAUGCUGCACCUGCUGCUAGUUAAGCUGAGAAAUCCACUUCAGGAAUCUGUUUCAUCAUCCAGCCUCUAUAACACUUGCUUUUGCAAUGACACGAUUGAGACUUUCAGGUCAAGAUGCACUGCUGGGCUUUCAAAAAGGGAAAGACCGAAGGGGGAUUACGGUCA